AUGACCACCUCCGACGUCCGUGACGUCCUCAAUCUCCCAGAUGGCCUCACAGGGCCGCGACUGUCGAAGAAGCAAAAGACGUCGGCGGCGCGGCCGAACCUGAAGGGAUUGGCGCGCGAAGUACAUCAGCUCGGCGGCGACAACCCAAUCGCCAUCGUCCCCGAGGUCGCCCAAUUCAAGAGGCGAAGGCUCGCGAGCCGCAAACCGGCACAACCAUGGGAGAUGCGGCCCUUUCUCAAUUCUGCUCGUGAUGACCAGAGCCUGAUACUGCGUCACUGGAGACGGAAGGAAGCGAAAGACGCGAGGGAGGAGAAGGCGCAGGAGAAAGGGACGGCGCCGAUGGAGUCGGAGGAUGCCAUGGAGGACUCGACCUUUGCCAAGUUCAACGUCAAGGUCUCCGUGCCCGAGUACAGCGAUGAGCAGUAUUCGCAGUUUCUGAAGAACGAAGACUGGACCAAGGAGGAGACGGACUACCUGAUGGAUUUGGUGCGGGAAUACGACGUGCGAUGGCCCAUCAUCUGGGACAGAUACGAGUGGAGCGCGCCGGCGACCAACGGCGAAGAGAACGCGGAUGGAGACGAGAGCAAAGCAAUCGUGCCGACGACGCUUUCGAGGGCCAUGGAAGAGCUCAAGGCGCGGUACUACGAAGUCGCGUCCAAGAUGAUGGCGGCUCAGAAGCCCGUUCAGUGCAUGACGCAGCCCGAGUUCGCCCUGCACGAGCUGAUGUCGCACUUCAACCCACAGCAAGAAAAGCUGCGAAAGGACUUUGCGAUGAACGCAAUGUCCCGGUCCCGCGAGGAAGCGCGCGAGGAAGAAUCGCUCCUGGUGGAGAUCAAACGGAUACUGGCUCGGAGCGAGCGCUUCAACGAGGAGCGACGAGAGCUCUACAACCGGCUGGAAUAUCCUCGGGCGGACACGGACAUAAGCUCGUUCAAGUCUUCGGCCGGUCUGCAAACGCUGCUGCAGAACCUCUUGACGGCGGACAAAUCCAAGAAGCGCAAGUCCAUAAUGGGCACCGACGGCGUGAGUCCCGGCGUCGUGCCGCCGAGCCAAAGCGCGGCGCAGGAGGCUGCAAGACGAGAGAGCGGGGCCACGUCGGCCGUCAGCAACCACCGUGAUUCCCUCGGGGCGGCCGGCACGCCAACAGGGGCCAGCAGGAAAGGCUCUCAGCAACAGCAGCAGCAGCAGCAGCAGCCGCCGACACCACAACAGGAGCGGCGCAAACUUACGACCCACGAGGAGGCCCUGUACGGCGUCACCCAUCACGACCGGCUCGGCUCGGGUCCUUCGUUCCGGACGGAAAAGAUCAACAAGAUGUUCUCGCACAAGUCCAACCAGCAACAGCUUCGCAUAUCCAAUGCGCUGAGCGAGUUGGAUGUACCGAGCAAGCUGGCCAUGCCGACCGCGGCGACGACGCUACAGUUUGAGCAUCUCCUGGCGUCGGUGAGCAGCCUCUUGGACACGCGGAAAGUGUCCGACAAGCUCGACGGAGAGAUCAAGCUGGAACAGGCCAAGAAGGCAGAGCGCGAGAAGGCCAUGGGGCCACCGGAGUCGAAGAAGGGACCCACGGCCGUGCCGGAGAAGACGGGGAAGUCGACGGAGGCUGGCGAGGCGACGGCGGAUGCGGAGAAGGAGGCGGCCGUCCCGACGCAGCAGGAAGCGGCCCAGGCCAAGGCCGGAGGCGACGGGGACCAGCAGCCGGACGAGCCGGUCGAGGGUGGCGGACGCAACGAGCCGAGCGAAGGGACGGCCGAGACAGAGGUCCCGAAAGAAGCGGAGGAGGACAAGGCUGGCGGUGGCAGGUCCGGCGGUGGCAGCACGAAUCACAAGCGCAGCGCCAGCGUGCUGAGCGCCGUGAGCGACAAAAGUGCCAAGCGACAGAAGAAGUGA
Messenger RNA from Drechmeria coniospora, 1890 nucleotides. RefSeq names its product SWR1-complex protein 4. The transcript has a single exon. NCBI's taxonomy places the organism in Eukaryota, Fungi, Ascomycota, Sordariomycetes, Hypocreales, Ophiocordycipitaceae. Gene Ontology annotation, molecular function: transcription corepressor activity. Gene Ontology annotation, cellular component: Swr1 complex; NuA4 histone acetyltransferase complex. Bases 1 to 1890 code for a protein of 629 amino acids. Gene Ontology annotation, biological process: DNA repair; chromatin remodeling; negative regulation of transcription by RNA polymerase II. The record is from RefSeq and is a predicted model, not a curated record.